This is a messenger RNA of Eimeria acervulina, 627 nucleotides long. RefSeq names its product WD domain, G-beta repeat-containing protein, putative. The coding region runs from base 1 to 627 and encodes 208 amino acids. Gene Ontology annotation, molecular function: protein binding. The record is from RefSeq and is a predicted model, not a curated record. The transcript has 6 exons. Gene Ontology annotation, biological process: maturation of SSU-rRNA from tricistronic rRNA transcript (SSU-rRNA, 5.8S rRNA, LSU-rRNA). NCBI's taxonomy places the organism in Eukaryota, Apicomplexa, Conoidasida, Eucoccidiorida, Eimeriidae. Gene Ontology annotation, cellular component: 90S preribosome; nucleolus; small-subunit processome.
AUGGUCUCCACUGGCGAAUUCGGAGAUCUAUGGGUUUGGCGUGCAGCCCAGAAGAAAUACGUCUACAUCUACGACCACCAGGGCAUUGAAAUUCAUUGCCUCAGAGACCUCAUGCUAACAUACUGCUUAGACUUCCUCCCUUAUCAUUACCUGAUGGUCUCCACUGGCGAAUUCGGAGAUCUAUGUUACUACGACAUAUCUACAGGGCAGGUGGUUGCGAAGCACCGCACGAAGAGAGGCCCGUGCGACGUAAUGUGUUUAAAUCAGUUUAAAGGCGUCGCCGCUCUCGGACACUCGAAAGGAACAGUCUCCUUGUGGACCCCAAACCUCAGCAAACCUGCAGUAGAAAUGUUUUGCCACCACGGCAAAGUCACAGCUGUUGCAGCCAAAGAAAACAUAAUGCUUACUGGAGGUGUAGAUGGUGUAUGGAAGCUGUUUGACUUACGCCGCUACGAGUGCAUGCAUUCAUUUGCAUCUUUCGGCGGUUUUGUUUCGUCGUUUGAUAUUUCUGACUCAAAUUUAAUUGCCGUCGGCUUUAAUUCGCACUUACAGAUUUGGAGGUCUGACAAAACCGCUAAACCCUCCCUCUAUCUUACUCACGAACUGCCCGGAGAAGUAAGACUUUAA